Nannospalax galili (Upper Galilee mountains blind mole rat) is the source of this 4358-nucleotide messenger RNA. It is a transcript of the gene Nhlrc3, whose product is annotated as NHL repeat containing 3. NCBI's taxonomy places the organism in Eukaryota, Metazoa, Chordata, Mammalia, Rodentia, Spalacidae. The record is from RefSeq and is a predicted model, not a curated record. The transcript has 7 exons. The coding region runs from base 292 to 1335 and encodes 347 amino acids. Gene Ontology annotation, biological process: protein polyubiquitination; negative regulation of translation; proteasome-mediated ubiquitin-dependent protein catabolic process. Gene Ontology annotation, molecular function: ubiquitin protein ligase activity; protein binding; translation repressor activity.
CCAUACUGAUGGCUGGGAGAAGUCAGCUUCGCGGACCACCCCAGGGCGGGGAAGGGAGGUCACUGGGUCCGACGUCGGGCACCAGACAUGGGGGCGGGGACCCGGGAAACGCCAGCACACCCGUAAUUGGGCGUAGAGUCUAGUUCUCGAGCGAAUCUAGUUCUCCCGUCGGUUCCGUAUCCAGAGCCUGCGCUUCACGGGGGUAGAGUCCCGAGACACGGCGUGGGCCCGGGGGUCCCGCUCGGCCUGCCGCCCCGGUACUUGCCGACCUGGCUGGCCCCUCCUGUCACCAUGGCGAGAACCUGGGUCUGCGCGGCCGGCGCGGUCUUGCUGCUUUCCUGUCUGCUUUUGCAUUCCCAGCUCUGGGGCUCUCCGAUGUCAAGAAAAUUUGCUUUCCACAUUUCCUGGAGAACGGAGCAAGUUCUUUACCGGCUGGAUUUGGGUUGGCCCAGGUAUUCAGAAUAUUUCACUGGAGCGACAUUCUGUGUUGCAGCUGACUCUCUCAACGGAUUGGUUUACGUAGCCCAAAGAGGGGAUAACAUCCCAAAGGUAUUAGUGUUCACAGAGGAUGGAUAUUUCCUACGAGCCUGGAAUUACACAGUUGACACACCACAUGGUAUGUUUGUCUCCAGUACGCCCCAUGAACAGUCCGUCUGGAUCACAGAUGUAGGAAGUGGACCCUAUGGCCACACUGUUAAAAAAUACAAUUCCUUGGGUGAUAUCGUCCAAGUCUUGGGUACUCCAGGCAAAAAAGGCACAGGUUUGAAUCCCCUGCAGUUUGACAACCCUGCAGAAUUAUAUGUAGAGGACACGGGGAGUAUCUACAUCGUGGAUGGAGAUGGGGGAUUGAAUAACAGAUUGAUCAAACUGUCUCAAGAUUUCUUGAUCCUUUGGCUGCGUGGAGAAAAUGGAACGGGACCUGCUAAGUUCAACAUACCUCACAGUGUGACACUUGACUCAGUUGGCCGGGUGUGGGUUGCUGACCGAGGAAAUAAAAGACUCCAAGUGUUUGAUAAAGACACUGGAGAGUGGCUGGGAGCAUGGGAUAACUGUUUCACAGAGGAGGGCCCUUCUUCAGUCAGAUUCACUCCAGAUGGGAAGUACAUGGUUGUGGCACAGCUGAACCUCAGCAGGCUGACAGUGUUGGCUGCCCCGCCAGCGGGAAGCAUCGGCAACUGCUCUGUCAUCAGCACCAUCCAGCUAGCGGAUCAAGUUCUGCCACAUCUAUUAGAAGUCGACAGUAAGACAGGAGCAGUCUACGUAGCAGAAAUUGGGGCAAAACAAGUACAGAAGUAUGUCCCGUGGAGUAGCCAUGUCCAUGCUUUGGGGACUUAGUGGCUUUUUCCUGUAGGUACUUCAAAUAGCAGUUCAGAUCCUCAGAUCCAGUGUGUUCAAAAGUGCUCAAGCACAGAGUUUAUUUUUACUUUUUCUACCAGAAACUUUUUUUUGUGUGUAUUUUGUUGUGGUUCUUGGGACUUCUUAUUGCAUACUAAGUACAUACGGAUUUGGGAGGUUCUUUUGGUGGUCCUGGGAUUGAACCCAUGGCUCUAUGCAUGCUAGGCAAGUGCUCUAGCACUGAGCUAUAUCACAUAAGCAAUUGUUAAUGAGAAAAAUGUUAAAAAUGGGGUCAUGAAGGGCGCUGAGAUUGUAAUCAAGUUAUUUUCCCUGGUAGAUUAACUCUUUCCGGGUUAGAAAUGGGUUCCUAUCAUAAGAACUGGAAACCUCUGGUUCAUUUAAUGUAUAUAAAAUGAACCGUGUGAGAGGUUUUGAGUCAGGUGGGCUGAUGACUAACUUGGCACACCCAGAGCACCUUGCAGGCAGGAAGCAGCUUUGUCUGCCUUUGGAGCAGCUUAUGUCCCAGAGGGAGUCAAGCUAGCACAGUGAGGAUGCAGCAGGAGGAGGGCACUGGGCCCCAUGACGGCCAUAAGGUCAAGGAGACCACAGGUGACAGCAGCUGGGCUCAGACUUAAAAACUCAGUGGAAGUUGGCCAGAUGAGAAGGAGACAGCAUGAUCCAGGUAGAGAAGGCCCAAGAACUUAGAGACUGUCUGAAUUUUGAGGCCUUUAAACUAUAAGGCCCAGGUUGUUUGGGGUUCUUUAGUUUUAAGAUGCUUCAUGUCAACCUUUAAAAGUAAAAAUAAACUAACCAGCAUCUAAGCACUUUACUAAAAGAAAGUUUCACAGGUAAGUGUACUAUUUUUUUUUUAAAAAUUAGUGUUAGCAAUAAGUCCUUCCUCAGUAUUUCCUGGAUGUUUGUUUUUUCUUUUUCCCUCUUUAUAGCAUGAACUCAGUACAUUCCUAAUGCUUAUCUACCUCAAGGAUAUUUUAGGGGAAUUAUAAUUACUUACAUGGAGGUGUGCCAAACACUUUGAACUAUUAAGAUGAAAGUUUCCAACCUUUCUAUUCUGUUUACCCUAUUGAAUAUUAGCUUUCAGAACGAACAUUGUUUUCAGUUCGUUACAGUUUAUUCUAGGCUUUGGCGGAACCUUACCCUAUCAGGAUCUUUCAGAUCAUUUCCCCCCUUCCUCUGUCAGCUGUAUCCCAGUGUUUUACUGUGACUCAUGUAGAAGAGGGGAACUCUUGAGCUGACUUUGCUCUCACCACAUUGGGAAGGGAGUGUUGCCAGACAUGAAGGAAUUUGUACUUGUUUUAGUUCUUGAAUCAUAUCUUAAUGCGGAGAGAAAAGGAAGUCUACCAACAGGAAACCAUGCACUAGACCACAAUGCCAUUAAUAAUGUAUUCCUGCAACUCAUCAGACUGUGAUUUAGAACAGGUCAUCUUAGCUGUCUCUUCAAUAACAGGGAACAUGGUUGUCUUUCCUCCCUCACAGUGCUGUGAGGAUCAGGUAUGGAACAGGUACAGAUGUUCCCGUGAAGUCUAGAACCUGCUGCAUUACAGCUCCUUCUAAAUGUGCCAUUUUCAUUAUAUCAAGUGCCAGGUUUGCUUGAUUUCAUGUUUAAGGCUUUUUCAAAAAUGUGCCCAGGUGAGACUUAUGCUGUUUUUGCUAAUAUGACCAAUUAAUUUGGAUGAAAAAGUAAUUUGAAGCUUUGUUUAUGAGCUAGGACAGUAGGUUGUUAGUGCACCUGGGACAAUAGGUGAAAAUGUAUAGGUUGGCUAAACUGCUUUCAUCAUUUCUACAUAUUUUAUUUGGCUUCUUUUAGAUGGGAUUCUCUAUUGAGAAUUUCAUAUGUACAUAUAAUGUAUUUGGAUCAAAUCCACUCCUAUUCUGUCCUCUCCAGUUUCUCCCCUAUCACUAUUCCCACCACCACCACUUUCUGUCCCAACUUCAUAUGUUCUCUCUCUCUCUCUUUAAAACUCACUGCAUCCACUUGGUGCUGCCAGUACGGGCAUGGGUGUAGGACCAUCUACUGAAGUGUGGGCAGCCUUUCAAGGCCCACGUCCCUGAAGAAAACUGCCUUUUCCUCCCUCAGCAGUCAUCCCUUACCAAUAGCUCCCCAGACAGGGUAGGACUUUAUGAGGCCCCCACCCCACCCCACCCUGGUCCAUGCUGGAAUUUUGCCUGGCUUCAUCUUGUGCAGGUCUUGUGCAUUUGGUCACAACUGCUGUGAGCUCAGGUGCCAUGGUCCUGUCAUGCUCAGCAAAUAACGUUUCAUUAUAGAUGCUUGUAACUCUGGCCUUUCAGUCUUUCUGCCCCAAUUUCUACAGUGAUCCCUGAGCCUUGAGGGGAAUAUAUGUCUUAUUUAGUACUGAGUACCUUUAUUCUCUGCACUUUGACCAGUUGUGGGUCUCUGUUAAUCACCAUCUAUUGCAAAAAGAAGCUUCUCUGGUGGAGGUUGAGAGAUGCAAUAAUCUAUGGGUAUAAAGACAAGAACGUAGGGGGCAGCUUAAUACUUUGCCCAUUUAGCAGAGUAAUUGUAUUGGGUUCUCUUCUAGGACCUUUGACUUAGUCAGUCACAGGCUUGGGGCCCAGUUAGCAGUAUCAGGCCUGAGUUCCAUCUUGUGCAGUAGCCUUAAGUCCAAUCAGAAAGUGUUUGGUUGCUCCCAUGACAUUUAGGGCUCUAGUGGGCAUGUCUUGCCAGGCCAGUACUUCAAGCUUUCAGGGCUCACAACUGGGUAAAGUUGCUGAAUACUUUCUUCCCCAGUAAAUAGAACUUUCCUGAGCUAUGAAGGAAGGCUGGUCAGUAGGCAUGGAGCUUUGGUACCAGCUUGAUUUUCCUAUACUAGACUCUUAUAAAACUUUCUAAAAUGUCCUUCCUGUUUGUCUUAAAUAGUGUGCUUAUUUUAUAAGUGUACUUGCAAUCAAAGAAUUGUACUUUUUCCCUCUUUGUAAUAAUUGGUUAAAUGAAUGAGAUUUUGUUUUCCCUUAAAACACAUUAAAGUUCUGGAAAGAAAAGUCAA